AUGAGCUCCUUCGCGGGUAAAGACCUCCCCCAAUCUCUUCCACUUCUCCCUAUCCUUGCCCAGACACAACCAAUUCUUCCCUGCAGUUUGGUGGGCUGGGCCUACAGCGACCUACGUGUGCAGUACAACAAUGGGUUCAGGGUACUGAUGGGGCUGCCGCGCUGGUGCAGUGCAUCACAGGUGUUCGCAGAGGCUCAUACAGACGACUUUUACGCAAUCAUGAGAAAAAGAGCUGCAUCUGUGAUGAGCAGAGUGCGCGGGAGCUCCAACAUAAAAUUGAUACAAUUUAGAGUAAGAAGAGUAUUUUUUAAUAAGUGGCAAAGUUAUCUAUUCGCCGUGGAUCCCAACAUAAGCGUGGAGCUAUGUACGGGCGAGGCGUGGCGCGCCGCCGGCGUGGCUCGCUCGCCGUCGCACGAGUCUGUCACCACGGAACUGUCUCUGUUCAGCGUCUCGUCUGCUGCAUCAGAUGCCAGGGUGCUCCGGCUCCUGGCUUGCAAGGCUGGCCAAGGGCCUGAUCCAUCCUUAAGAGUAGCAAGCCCCAACCCUGAGGGGAAGAUGGUCAAACGCGGUUCGUGCGCUCUGCCGCUGCAGUCCACGGACGCGUGCCGCGAGCUGCUAGCCGGCUGUGCCGUGCUGUGUGCGCAGUUGGGCCUACGUCGGUCGUUUAGCGCGGGGGACGUGGCGCAGCCCGCUACUUGCAAGCCCACCAGGAGCGCGACGUCGGAGGUGGGCCUGUGCGCGGCGCUGGAGGCGCUCACCAUGACGGCCGCGUCGCGCUCCUGCAGCACGUGGGUUGCGGUAGGAGGCUCGCAGCUGCCCUCCCCUCAGAGGUCACACCCCGCACAACCCCCACAUCGACCUUUGCCCAGCGAUAACAAGAAGGUUCGUCAGAACUACAUCAAGCGUCGUUUGCUGACCACUUAUCGCGCGCUGGAAAGGAUGUCGCAAUCCGAGUUCAAUCUUGACAAACUUGAGGCGGUAGCAUCGGCGGCGGCGGACAACGCAGACCCGGGGCCCACCACGCUGGCCGUGCCCACUGUCGUCAAGACCAACACCAAGUUUGUGCACCCAGAAGCUGCUCAACUGGCUCUCACGGCAGCGGAUCUGGAACGUGAGAGGGGCCGCCCGCUCUCCAAAUACGAGCGAAACAUGAUGAUAUUCAACUGGCUCCACACCCUGGACGAGGCUGCUCCAUUCUAGACGCGCGUUCUGAAUCGCUCCAUCGCGUUCUGACUCGUUCCAUGGCGUUCUGAAUCGUUUUUGACGGCUUUCUGGCAUCCUAUUGCGUUUAAACGUAUUUUUCAAGUUGAAAAAUACUUAUUGUUACGUUUCAGCAUAUUUUUAGUAUCACUAGCGAGCGAAUGAGCAAAAGAAACACAAUUUGAGUCAUUUUACUGCGUUUUUUUUAUAUAAUUAAAAUUUUUCUAUCCAAAUACGAUAAUGUUCAAAUGGCUGCAAAUCCUGAACGAGUCUGCUCCAUUCUAGACAAGCGUUCUGUAUCGUACUAUCGCGUUCCGACUCGUCGCAUGGCGUUCUGACUCGUUCCAUGGUUUCUGAAUCGUUCCAUGACUUAUUGACGGCUUUCAUGCCAGAAAUCUUGAAUUGUGUUGUAUUUAUUUAGUAAAAAGAAGUACUUAUUGUUACGAUGUAUGUUUUGGUGAUUUGUAGUAAAAAAAAAAUAAACAAAAAACACGAUUUGAGUCAUUAUUCCGCUACGUUUUCCGGCAGCUUGUUUCAAUCAAAACGAGUUCAAAAUGCUAAUUUUAAGAUGCGUUCUGUAUCGUCUCAUCGCAUUCGUGUUUAAUUGCUUUUUGAAAGCAUAAAUUGUGUUAAUAUCAAUAAAAUUAUGUACUUUUUAACUUAUUAAUCCUGAUAAUAUUGUUACAUUUAUUGUAUUAAGAGCGUUUUUAAUGAAUUAACAAUGAUUAAAAAGAGCACAACUUGUUAGAAUUGUUUUAAAGCAUUCUCAACUUAUAUUUCGUUGUUAAUUUUAUACCCAAAUACAAAUAUUCAAAUGGCUCAAA
Maniola jurtina (meadow brown) is the source of this 2024-nucleotide messenger RNA. RefSeq lists its product as uncharacterized. The record is from RefSeq and is a predicted model, not a curated record. The coding region runs from base 1 to 1200 and encodes 399 amino acids. NCBI's taxonomy places the organism in Eukaryota, Metazoa, Arthropoda, Insecta, Lepidoptera, Nymphalidae. The transcript is spliced from 11 exons.